Brassica rapa (field mustard) is the source of this 925-nucleotide messenger RNA. Its product is annotated as superoxide dismutase [Mn] 2, mitochondrial. Gene Ontology annotation, biological process: superoxide metabolic process. NCBI's taxonomy places the organism in Eukaryota, Viridiplantae, Streptophyta, Magnoliopsida, Brassicales, Brassicaceae. Gene Ontology annotation, cellular component: mitochondrion. Gene Ontology annotation, molecular function: superoxide dismutase activity; manganese ion binding. The record is from RefSeq and is a predicted model, not a curated record.
GUAUAUAUACAUAAAACCAUGAGCAUCGUUGUUUCUAUCUUCCUUCUUACUGUUUUUGCGAUGAGCCUUGACGUCGGAACAGGAAAAACCACCAUGGAACCGUGUCUCGAAUCGAUGAAGACCGCUUCACUACCUGAUCUACCCUACGCUUACGAUGCCCUAGAGCCAGCGAUCAGCGAGGAGAUCAUGCGCUUGCACCACCUGAAACACCACCAGACUUACGUUACUAAUUACAACAAAGCCCUCGACCAUCUCCGUUCCGCCUUGUCCAGUGGUGAUCACUCCUCCGUCGUCAAACUUCAGAGCCAAAUCAAGUUCAACGGCGGAGGUCACGUUAACCAUGCAAUCUUCUGGAAAAACCUAGCCCCUGUUCAUGAAGGAGGUGGUAAGCCACCUCAGGAUCCUCUGUCUUCUGCGAUAGAUGCUCACUUCGGAUCCUUAGAGGAGUUGAUGCAAAAAAUGAACUCUGAGGGUGCUGCUGUGCAGGGAUCUGGAUGGGUGUGGUUUGGGUUAGACAAAGAGCUAAAGAGACUUGUCGUUGAGACCACAGCUAAUCAGGAUCCAUUGGUGACUAAAGGAUCACACUUGGUUCCUCUGAUCGGAAUAGACGUAUGGGAGCACGCCUACUAUCCACAGUACAAAAAUGCAAGAGCGGAGUACUUGAAGAACAUAUGGACUGUGAUCAACUGGAAAUACGCUUCAGACAUAUUCGAGAAGCACAACCGAGGUCUAAACGAGUUUUAGAUGAAGUAACAAGUGUAUAUGUGUGUGUAUAUGAAAUAUGGUGAUAGAGUUGGUCGUUUUCUUUUCCAAAAGUUUCGUUACUAUAGAACCGAAUGCUUUGGAGGUUUUAGUCAAAUAAAUGUCAUGUACCUUGGAAUAAAAUAAAGUUGUGAUACGGAUGUUAAAGGUUUUAGGAAUCUAA